UGUUGGAUCAAGGGCCUAAAGCCUCAAAGGUCCAAAGGUAGUGCAGGCCUUGACGGAGGUCUCCAUGGAUGUUGAAUCUGACAGGAGCUUUGAAUAUCAGAGAGUUCUUGAUGGAAGGCGCAAUGUGUACCGCUUCGGCCGCGAUGGGACGAUUCUUUGGGAAGCGACCGGGCGAAGUGAAGUGAAGACUCCCACAGAGGCGGAGGCGGCUGCCCAGGUGCAGGUAGAGGAUGGGGAGGAUUUGGAGGUUCCAGGAAUACGAGCAAUCAGAGCAUUCUUCAGGAAGCGGCCUGCUUCCGCUCCUGCUGGGACCAGGUGCCCUCAAAGCAGCCAGGUGUGCUACCAUAUGCGUGACUUCACCGAUAUGCUAGCUGCAGCGGCAGGUGAGGUGGAGCUGCUAAAACCAGCAGUACCGCCGCCACCGUUGGUCAGACCAAUCAGGUCGCCCUUAGAUCGAAGACGCCGCAGCUUGGCAGGUCGGCGAAGCUUUUCAAGAAGCAAUCGGCCAGGUUCGGCACAAUUUCGCCAAGCACAUAUGGCGGAUGCCGCUGCCAAUCCAGUCAUGCCGCGCAAAAAAGGCCUACCCCAAGCCAGAGACCGUCGUGCACGGGAGCUGCUGGAGUCAUGGAAGCUGGUCUGACAGCGCUUUGAUUGGGAGGAAUAUCUCAAGCGUCAGGGCCUGUCGCUUUGGAAGUGCUUGUCGUGUUUGGACCGAUGCACGGUGCAUCACCCCAAGCGAGG
Durusdinium trenchii is the source of this 741-nucleotide messenger RNA. The record is from the annotation of a GenBank genome assembly. Lineage: Eukaryota; Dinophyceae; Suessiales; Symbiodiniaceae.